UCAGCUUUCGACUUCAGUUCCCGUCCAUCGUUCGAAGAGUUUCGACGUACCGAAGAGAGUGGCUGUCGCACUGCUCCCGGAGGGUGCAUUCUCGGCGUCGUUCCACCGUGGCCAAUCGCUGGAAUUCCUUCUCCUCCACCUCCGUCGGUCGCAACAGAGAACAGAGUGUGUGUGGACAUUAAAAUAUUAUAGCUCCUGUUUUUCGGUGUGGAUUUUUACAACUUGAAAGUUAGUGUACAUUUUUUCCUGAUAUAAAUUGCCAGUUCUUCAUUGUGUUCCGGGUUUGGGGAGCUGGACCAAGAACGGUUCCAGUUUGAAGUGGUUUGGUUUUUGGGCAGUGAAGAGAGAGUGCUUUGGAAAGAAGAAAAAUCUUGGUCAUUCUGCCUGCGAACGUGGUUGACACAUUCAACAGAGUAUUCCAGGGCACACUGCGUUUUUUGUCCCCUCUGGAGAGAGAUUUCGGGGGUGAAAGAGGGCAAAAGUUGAGUGAUGACCACUUUGGUAGUGGUAAUAAAAAGGUAAACAACGCGGUUCGUGGGGCGAACGUCCUCGGGCCUGGGUCGAUGCUGGCACAAUAAUGUUCUUCCGCGGGGGCCUCAGCAUCCGGCGCAAUCUCUACUCCAAGCUCAUCCUGGUGGCAAUUUUGGCCCUGUUUGUGCUAUUUUACUUUAAAAAUCUCAACGGCAAUGGCCAAUCGCCGAACAGCAUCCCGAUCGCAAACGGGCUGGUCGGUGCGCUCAACCGGGGGAACAUCCUGGUUGCAGUGGCUGGAACCGGUGGCCAGGAUGCACUCCUCGAGCAGCUGGUGUUGGCCGACCUGGCCAAACAGGAACGUGGUCUCGGUGACAAUGGCAAGGGCGUCGAGUUGACCGGCGAAGCGCGCGAGAUCGGCGAGAAGCAACUGGCCACGAUCGCCCUCAACGAAGAGUUGAGCGAACACCUGAGCUACAACCGGACCCCACCGGACGAACGGCAUCCGUCCUGCAAGCGGAAAUCGUACGACAUCGAGAAUCUGCCCUCGACCAGUGUCAUCAUCAUCUUCUACAACGAACCGUACUCGGUUCUGGUGCGGACAGUGCACAGUGUGUUGAAUACGGCCGAUGAGCGCCUCCUGAAGGAGAUUGUCCUCGUGGACGACGGCAGCACCAACGAGGAGCUGAAGGGGAAGCUGGAUUAUUACGUGCGGACGCGGCUGCCGUCGAAGGUGAAGGUCUUACGGCAGCGGAACAGGGUUGGACUGAUUCGGGCUCGGCUGGCCGGGGCACGAUUCGCCAAGGCCGAUGUUCUAGUCUUUCUGGACGCACACUGCGAGUGUAUGCCCCAAUGGUUGGAGCCGCUGCUCGAGCGCAUCCGGGAGUCCCGGACGAGCGUGCUGGUGCCGAUCAUCGACGUGAUCGAGGCGAAGAACUUUUUCUACAGCACGAACGGGUUCACCGACUUUCAGAUCGGUGGCUUCACCUGGGACGGCCACUUUGACUGGCACGAUGUGACGCAGCGCGAGAAGGAGCGCCAGAAGCGCGAAUGCUCCGAGAAGGACGUGGCCAUCUGCCCCACGUACAGCCCCACGAUGGCCGGCGGGCUGUUUGCCAUCUCGCGGGACUACUUCUGGGAGAUUGGCAGCUACGACGAGCAGAUGGACGGGUGGGGCGGUGAAAACUUGGAAAUGUCGUUCCGGGUGUGGCAGUGCGGCGGCACGCUGGAGACGAUUCCGUGCUCGCGCAUUGGCCACAUCUUCCGGGACUUUCAUCCGUACUCAUUUCCAAAUGAUCGUGACACCCACGGCAUCAACACCGUCCGGAUGGCGACCGUCUGGAUGGACGAUUACAUCGAUUUGCUGUAUCUCAACAGACCAGACCUGAGGGACCACCCCGAGGUCGGGGACGUAACCCACCGGCGGGUGCUUCGCGAGAAGCUCCGCUGCAAGAGCUUCGACUGGUACAUGAAGAAUGUGUACCCGGAGAAGUUCAUCCCGACGCGAAACGUGCGCGCCUUCGGCCGGGUGACCUCGCUCGCCGAGAACCUCUGCCUGGACACGCUCCAGCAGAACGCGGACAAGCCGUGGAAUCUGGGCAUCUACACGUGCUUCCGGACGGAGGUGAGCGCUUCGCAGCUGAUGUCCCUGACGAAGCGGGGCGUGCUGCGGACGGAACGAAGCUGCGCUACGGUGCAGGACAAUAAGGCGGACACGCGGUACGUGGUGAUGAUUCCGUGCAUGGACGACGACGACAUUGACGACACGUGGCGCUUCACCGAGCACCAGCAGCUGCAGCACGGGCCGUCCGGACUGUGUCUGGACAGCAGUGACCUGUCCACGAAGAGUUACGUCCACGUGACGCCCUGCCUGCCGCGGGUUCGCACGCAAAAGUGGGAAUUCCAGCACUAGGAGGACAAAAGGUAAGAAGGGGAGAGAUAGGUCUGUGUACAUUUUUACCGCUAUUUAUUGAUCGGGACAAGAAUUACCUCGUUUACACCACCGGCUGUAAACCACUGAAGACUACUCUACUACAAGUAUGUAUAGAAGACACGCGAGAAGAAAUCGGAAUGAUUUAUGGAGAGAUGUUUUUGUUUUUACUAUUGAGAGACGAGAUAGCGCGAAAAGACACAACCCCGCGCAAUGUGUGUCUGUGUGUACAGUUGACGCAAUAGGGGCAGGGGGGGCAGAAUGGACCAUGGGGGCAGAACGGGCCACCCUUGGAUUUGGGCUUUAGAAUGGAUUUAGACCAACUGUAAGGCAAGGGUCUUAUAAAGGACGUCAAAUAGCAUCACCAUACCGAAAACGACGUUUGAAUUCAUUGUAUUUUUCGAAUUAUGAGCAAAAAUGUAAAUUUAUUGACAAAACCACGCAAAUGUUGUUUAUUUCGAGGUUCUUAAAUAAGCUUUCUGAAAAGUUGGAUUGUUUGAAAAAGUUUGCUCAAUGCUUAUAACGUUACUAGAUGCUACUACCAAGGUAUACAAACAACAACGGAACCUUAAAAUCAUUUAGAGGCUUGGUGGUGGAAGUGUUAAAUUAAAAUCCACUUGGGGGCAGAAUGGACCACCCUUUUCCUGCCUUAUAAAAACAAUCAAAAGUUACAAAAUUUGAGCUAAAUGGAUUAUUUCACUCCUGGUAGCUUCACAAAUCACGUUUAAUGCAACAAAAGUUGAUUUUUUAGUUGUUUCGACGCUUAGUUGUAAAAAUAGUGUCUUUUUUCGACAUAAAUAGUGCAAUUUUCAAAAAUCUUUGUUUUUUUAAGUUACUAUUUUUAUAAAAGUGAUCAAAUUUCAUGGAAACUAUAAUGGAAAGGUCCCUCAAGUAAUUUCUUAUCACCCUUCAACGUUGUAUUAGAAGAAAUGGCUUGUUUUCUAAGGUGGCCCAUUCUGCCCCGCAGGGUGGUCCGUUCUGCCCCGCACCCCGGAAAGUUAGUCGAAAAAACUUUUUUUUUUAUGUGGCUCAAAAAUAGUUUUAAGUCGAAAAAUUUUCAUCAACCAAGUAUACAACAUUGAAGGGAACAUUCCAAAGCAUAAGCCUACUACACUGGAUUCAUAAUUUUUUAUGUUUUUCUAUGGUUUUUGGUGCAUUUCCCUUAGGCGGUCCAUUCUGCCCCCCCUGCCCCUACUAACUAUAUAAUAAACUAAAAAACGUUUAGUUAGGGCAUUAGCUAAGGGAAAAGUGAUCGUGCGCGAGAAUUGUCACACCUUACACACAAAAAAUCAAAAAAGGUCGUCCAAUAAUAACUGAUAAAUGCUACACAAAAAAGAAGGCUGGUUCAAAAUGUUACGAGCCACUAAACAAGCUAAAAGGAAUGACAAACAGUAGAUGAAUUGAACCGAAUCCAGCGAGUGAACGAGAUAAUAAGAACACUAAUGUGAUAAUAGCAGAAAAAUAAAUAAAAACAAGCGAGAACGUAACAAACAAAUAAACAAAACAAGUGCGCGUGCGACGAGUGCAUGUGCAACUGGUAGUGGUGGUGAUUGAAAAUGUGUGUGUGCGCGCGCACGGCAAUGUAACUACUCUACUCCGUAAAGGAUUUAUGCCAUGAUGUGGUGCGUAAAGCCACGGUGUCUCUUUUAAAGGAAGUAGGUAACUCUAAAUUACCAAUUUGAACUAAACUAAAAGUGAAAUUUGAAGGUGUCCUACUCCUUCCCCACUUUCACAUUCCCCAAUUCCACUUCCCCCUAAAAAUAUAACUAUUUGCAAAUUUACACUAACACACCACACCUAACUAAUUCAGAGCGUUUGGCACGGUAUGUCCACGCAUCCUUCCUCCUUUGUUGAUUCUGUUUAAUGUGGUCCGUUCACAGAAUCUGUUUCUGCGGGUAAUGUAACGCCUUUCUUAAUUUUUUGUACAUUUUGUGUGUCUUUCCUAAAGAAUGCAAAAAUCAUUCAAAUCGUUUUUUAUAUCACUUUGAGUGUAAAAAUCGUGCGCUUACCAUCGAUUUUUACUUGUGAACCUUUAAAGCAAACAAAAUCUCAUAAACAUAACGUUUGCUUUUGUUUCAGUUUAUUUUUUAUGGAAGCUCUAAAAAUUUCCUUGAAAAUUGUUUUUGUUUUGAUCGCUUUUUUGAUACAACGCAACGGCUUUUAAAUACAGCAUUUUUUUAAAUUUAUCAAACUUUUUCACUCACCCCUUCUCAAAUGUUGUCCUCGAGUGCAACUGACUCCAUAUACACUCAAAUACAAAGUUCAUUCAUAAUGGAGAAGAAACAAUGUCCGUUGAGCACAAUGACACUUGCUAAAUUAUCAAAAAAAUCAAAAUAGAUUUUUAAAUAAAUUUUAAAAAAAUGUUCCAAGGGGAUCAUAGUUGAUCUAUCGCAAAAUGUCGACUUGAUAAUUUUUCUUUUGGAUGAAAAUAAAAAAAAACCUGAUCAAAAAUAGUUAUCUGGCAUGCAUUUUAUAUUUUGUUUUGUCUAUGGUUUUUUGUUAAAAUAAACAUAGGGCUUCAGGACCCUUUUUAAAAAUAUACUAAAAAAACAAAACUAUGUUUAUCUGCCAUAAGUUUCUAUACAUUUGGAUUUAUUUAACGAAUUCGUUAGUUGAAAAAUCGGUAAAGUUUGGAUCUUUAAACCAUCUGUCAAAAUGAACAACAUUUUACCGUACAUCGGUUGAACGAUGAACUAUAAUGAACUUCAUGACCGAAUUUUGGUAAGUUUUUUUUACCGAAUUCGGUAAUUUUCAGUUUACCGAACAGUUCAGCAGUUUAAAAUUUAGUGAACUUUACCGAAUUCGGUUGAAAAUAUCUAAGCGUGUAGCUUUUCCAUACAUAUUUUGUACAGUUUCGCUGAGAAACCUCUGAAGUGACGAAAUUACCGAAAAUAAGAGUACUGAAAAGUUCAUUAAAGUUCAGUAACAAAAAAAAAUAACUAAUAUGACCUUUUGAGUUGAAACUUAGAUUUCUUUACCGGAUUCGGUAGUUGAAAAAUCGGUAAAGUUUAGAUCGGUAAACCAUCUGUCAAAAUGAACUAUGUUCGCAAUUCGCAAUUUUCAGUGUAAGAACGGUGAACUAAGUUUUACCGAAAAUCGGUUGAACAAUGAACAAUUCGGUAAGAUUUUUCCGAAAUCGGUAGUUUUUGGUUUACCGAACUGUUAAAAAAAAUCUAUUGCAAAAUUGUUAAUUUAGAGAAAACAAAUUUAGUUAAUUUAGAGAAAACAUCAACAUUUUAAAAAAAUCCUUUUAAAUUCAAAAAAAUUCCCCAUCAAGAGACACCGUGACCCUUAGCGCAUCAACAAUCGUCAUGCAACGCAAGCAGCUCAUAUCUUAACGCAAUCGUGUAAACGUGGUUUGAUUCGUGUCGUUGCAUGCGCGGCGGCGCCACUUUGCUCAUGACUUUUGACUUUGUUGACAACUUUAUUUUCACGCCCAUUACAUGCAAAGCGGAACAAAGUGGUUUGUCGCAACAACAAAAACGCAACCAUUUACAAUAUCGAAGCAAUUUGUGACAAAUUAGCAGCUGCAUUGUUUUAAACCUUUUGGUUAACAAAAAUCCGCUUGUAAAAAACAAAUCGAAUGUUUGACCCUUUUUGCACGUGGUUAUCUAGUACUUACGAAUGCGCGAAAUAAGAACCAAUCUAACGUUUAGAAAAUGUAUAAAAAGAAAGAAAGAAGUUGCCAAUACUUACACAAAACAACACAAAGAAUGUCUAUAAAGUUUAAAACUUCUACAUAAGGUCAGCUCUCACACGAUUGAAUCGACUAAAAUGUGUCCUCCGGUUUACACUUAUGUAGCUAUGUAAGCAUAAUUUACUGUUAUCGAAAAGUGCCACAAAUCUAGGACGUGAAACCAUUUAUUUAGUGUAUAAGUUAGAAAUUUCCCGUUCCUUCCUGGCUUCCCCACAACACAACACACUCCACUGAGACUCACAAUUUGUUUUGUUUUUAUUCACCUUCAAUCACUGUCAGCAAAAACAAAAACCACGAAAGACUUUUUACAAUACCUGAACUGCUCAAAACGGCUCCUCUUGUCUUGUUUUAGUUUAAACACUCUUAGUCAACGCUUAGUUUGUAGGAUAAAACUAAAGCAACCACAAAAAAAAUCGAAAGCAAACCUAGGAUAGAACAAUCUCUCAACGGUCAGUAAACUGUCGCGUGUAGCUUAUAUUCAAAAAGGCAACAGUAUAAUUUACUUCCCCCACUCCCUAAAUGCAAACCACAGCUUGAAAGCACGUGUGGAACGGUGGAAUUAAAACAAAAAAAAAAUAAGCAAAACUAAAAUAUCUCUACAGAAUCUAUCAGAAACGCUCUACAAACUAUGUGUAUUAUGUAUAUUUUUUCUAUCAAUAUUCCACGCAAGAUAUUACCUAUCUAACGAAGAAAGAAUUUAAAACAAAUCAAAAAUGUUCCAAACUUGUGCAAAACUGUAAACUGACAAAAAAAAACGAUAUUUUUGUUAAUAAACUUAUUUGUUUAUAUCUACUUGACAAA
Molecule: messenger RNA, 6899 nt
Organism: Culex pipiens pallens (northern house mosquito)
Lineage: Eukaryota; Metazoa; Arthropoda; Insecta; Diptera; Culicidae
Gene: Pgant1
Product: polypeptide N-acetylgalactosaminyltransferase 1
Exons: 5
Coding region: 578-2383 (601 amino acids)
Cellular component (GO): Golgi apparatus
Source: RefSeq, a predicted model, not a curated record